Molecule: messenger RNA, 2986 nt
Organism: Populus euphratica (Euphrates poplar)
Lineage: Eukaryota; Viridiplantae; Streptophyta; Magnoliopsida; Malpighiales; Salicaceae
Product: CSC1-like protein RXW8
Exons: 12
Coding region: 403-2613 (736 amino acids)
Cellular component (GO): plasma membrane
Molecular function (GO): calcium-activated cation channel activity
Source: RefSeq, a predicted model, not a curated record
UCCCGAAAUUUUGUUAAAUGGAGAACGUGCCAUUCCCUCCCCUCCCACAUGCGUGUAGUAACUGACUUCGCCCACAUUCCUUGUUAUUUAAUCAAAAACAAAUUUAAGAGCUAAGACAGCUUCAUUUUAUCAUGAUUUUCGAAUUUCAAUUUCUUUCUCUGCAAUUACUAAUUUCUUUCUUAUUUAUGUGUGAGUUUAUGUGAAGUGAAAGCAAAGAAAAAAAAAAAAAACAAAAAGCGAGGCAAAUGGCACCAUCAGCAUCAUCAUCAUUUAUGCCUUUGACAUCACAAAAAAUCAUCACAUUAUUGUUUUUGAUUUCCCUUUUGACACGUCGUUUGGGAGCAAUUUCAUCCGCGUCUCCUCGAUAAUUCUAAUAAGGCAGAUAAAAACAGUGGAGAUUAGAUGGACAUUGGUGCCCUUUUAACUUCGGCCGCUAUCAAUACAGGUUUAUCUGUGUUGCUUUUUUCACUGUAUUCAAUAUUGAGAAAACAACCAAGCAACACCAUUGUGUAUUUCGGGCGGAGGCUUGCUUCUUUAAACAACAGAAAUAGCAGAAAUCAUUUCUCCUUCGAAAGGUUUGUGCCCUCUCCUAGUUGGAUCGUCAAGGCAUGGGAAACAACUGAAAAUGAAAUCUUGGCCAUUGGUGGCCUUGAUGCUGUGGUUUUCCAGAGGAUACUUGUUUUCAGUAUCAGAGUCUUCUCUAUUGCAGCUGUUACGUGCAUGUUCCUGGUGCUUCCAGUGAAUUAUUAUGGGCAGGAGAUGAAACACAAGCAUAUCCAUGCCGAGUCCCUCAAUGUAUUUACAAUUGCAAAUGUGAAAGAAGGCUCCAGAUGGCUUUGGGCACAUUGUCUCGCAUUAUAUAUCAUAUCCUGCUCAGCUUGUGUUCUUCUUUACUUUGAAUACAAAAGCAUCACCAAGAUGAGGCUAGCACACAUAACAACAUCUCCUCCAAAUCCAAGUCAUUUUACCAUUCUUGUCCGUUCAAUUCCAUAUUCGGUGGGAGAAUCAUACAGUAAUUCUGUGAAGAAAUUCUUUACAAAUUAUUAUGCAUCAAGCUACUUGUCUCAUCAAAUUGUGUAUCGAUGUGGUUUGGUUCAAAAAUUGAUGGUUGAUGCAGAAAAGAUAUGCAUGAGGAUUAAGGCUGCUCCCAAGGGCCAAUCAAGUUUAAAGCCAUGUUGUCUGUGUGGAGGAAGUACUUCGUUUAAGGUCCUUACUGAUGAACCAGAAAGUGUCAAGGACAGUUUCAGUUAUUCUAACUUGAAUCUUGCCACCAGAGAUAACGAGCGUUCUGCUGCUUUUGUUAUUUUCAAGACCCGCUAUGCUGCUGUGGUUGCCACACAGAUGCUUCAAUCACCAAAUCCCAUGUCAUGGGUGACAGAAUUGGCCCCAGAACCACAUGAUGUUUUAUGGUCAAAUCUCUGUAUACCAUUUAGACAGCUUUGGCUCCGGAAGAUAGCAACUCUUCUGGCAUCUAUAGUCUUCAUGGUUCUGUUUCUUGCUCCAGUGACCUUUGUACAAGGCUUGACUCAACUAGAGAAGCUGUCACAAACAUUUCCUUUUCUGAGAGGAUUUCUAAAACAGGACCUUAUAAACCAUGUGCUGACUGGUUACCUGCCAAGCGUUAUCUUAAUAUUGUUUCUGUAUACUGUUCCACCGACAAUGAUGCUGUUUUCAUCAGUGGAGGGACCUGUUUCUCAUAGUGGAAGGAAAAGGAGUGCAUGCUUGAAAAUCUUGUAUUUCACAAUUUGGAAUGUUUUCUUUGUUAAUCAUGUAUCAGGAGGUUUUCUCUUUGCGUUCAAUAUGUUAUCUAGUGUAGGAGACAUUCCUGUAGAACUUGCCAAAGCAAUACCAAAUCAGGCUAGCUUCUUUGUGACUUAUGUUUUAACAUCAGGUUGGGCAAGUCUGUCAUGUGAAGUGAUGCAACCUUUUUCUCUCCUCUGCAAUUUCCUUAAAAAACACCUUCUUAGAAACCAUGAAGACUCAUCUGAUGGUCUUGUGUCCUUUCCAUACCACACUGAAGUUCCAAGAGUCUUGCUGUUUGGUCUCAUUGGCUUCACCUAUUCGGUUAUGGCACCUUUAAUAUUGCCCUUCUUGCUGAUUUACUUUUUACUGGCAUAUCUGGUAUAUCGAAAUCAGAUUGUCAAUGUAUACAUAACAAAGUAUGAAGGCGGUGGACAGUUGUGGCCUAUUGUUCACAACACCACAAUCUUUUCAUUGGUGCUGACACAAAUGAUAUCUCUUGGUGUUUUUGGAAUUAAAAAAUCUCCAGUCGCAUCGGGUUUCACCAUUCCACUGAUAAUUUGCACACUUCUAUUUAAUGAGUAUUGCAGGCAGCGAUUUUUCCCAAUUUUUAAGAAGAAUGUUGCACAGGUUCUUUUAGAGAUGGAUAGACGAGAUGAGCAGUCUGGGCGGAUGGAUGAGAUCCAUCAACAGUUGCAUUCAGCCUACUGUCAGUUACCGCUAACUUCCCAUGAAUUCUGUGAAUCUGUACACAAGCUCUGUCAGGACAACAUCCGAGGCCGAGAGGGCACCAAGUCAGGAAAAGAACCCAGUGAAGUAAGUGAACCCUGUGCUGUCUGCAAUUUUGGAAAAGAACGUUCUAUUGGGGAGUGAUCUAGCUUAUCCCCUGUACAUAUAAACGCCAUCUACUCACUGACGGUGCUUUCCAGUGCAAUGGUAUUUUGAAGAGGAGUUUUGGCCACAGUAGGUGUGUCAUUAAGAAUCUGUACAGAAGAUUUACUGGACUUUUGGCUGGAAAAUUUGGUGCUCUUUACUCUAGAGGUAUAGCAUUGAGGCUUUCCAUAAGAUCUUACUCUGCUCUCUUUUUCCCUCUUGUGCACAUAAGAAAGAUGAUGUACGAUGUCAUCUCAUAGUAUAAACAACAGAAAUCUUACAUGGCUGUAGCUGUUGAAUCCUGUCAUGUGUAACAUGGACUUGGCCGGCGAUGUUUGGUGUGUGAGAAUUUGAAAAACAUUUCCCUACAUGU